Molecule: messenger RNA, 1929 nt
Organism: Plenodomus lingam JN3
Lineage: Eukaryota; Fungi; Ascomycota; Dothideomycetes; Pleosporales; Leptosphaeriaceae
Source: RefSeq, a predicted model, not a curated record
AUGGCCCGUCGCAUCAUCCACAGCCUCAACGCGCGCACCGUACUACACAAGAAUUCUGACCCCAACCGACUUGCACUCUCUCCGACACACUCCCCGUCCAUUCUCCUAUCUGAUACCACCAAUCACCAAUUCGUAUCACGACGACGACGACAUGAGGCAAUCAUGUUAGACGAAAAUCUACCCACCUUCUUCCUCAAGCCCUCAGCCGACAAGCUCAAGCACCACGAGUCCUUUUACUUUACACAAAACGGCUCCGACCCAGAGGCCCAGUAUGCCCUCCACCACGUCGAUCCGGCCUCGAAUGCCGCCAAAAACACGUACGCGGUAGCCCUCUUCGACUCGCAUCACCCAGACAUCCUCUACGGCGAGGUGCUUGCAAAGCCAGGCUGGUCACACCCCACACUGUCCCAAGACGAGAUUCGCAGGAAUGGCGGGCUACCACCCCCGCCCCAGCCCAUCUACCCGACCGAAUUCGCCAUUCAACUCUACAACCCCGACCUGCAGGUCUUGGUCAAGCAGCAGACGUCCAAGUGGAGUAGCACCGUCAGCUGGGAAUUCAGCAUACCCCAAAUCACCUUCCGCAUGCCCAGCAAUUCCGACCUCGACCGAGUCAAGACAGACCCAGCUGCAGAUGUAAACACGCCCAGGAUCAAGUUUGCUUGGAGGAAGGAGGGCAGGAUGGGCAAAGACAUGACCUGUUACAUGACGGGCAAGUCGACAGACCCAACGGGCAAGAAGGCCAAAAAGAGCAAGGAGCCAGACAUCACAGUCGCCCUCUUCUCUGGUCUGCGGGAGAUGACCAUCAUGGAGCCCAACCUGUAUCGCAUUGAGAUUGAAGACUACAAGGGACUCGAGGUCGCCCUGUUGCUUGGUGCAGCCGUCAUUCGUGAUCUCUUCUUCAGUGACCCGACCGAGCAGUUCCACAUCAACAGCAGCAGCAUGCGCAAGAACAGCACUGGUUUGCGCACCCGCAAGAGCUCGUCCCCACACGAAGGCCCCGGCAUUACACCGCCCGUCAUGACACCGCAGCCCCCUCCACCAACAGCUUACACUGGCCCUUCACAGUAUCCACCGGAAAAGGCUCCCCUCCAGCCCACCAGUAAUGCAGCUCUCAAUGCUCAAGCACCCCCGCCCUUGUACAGCAGCAGAAAUGCUGCCAAACGAUCUUCGCUUCCACCUCUUGCGACUAACCAAGCUGGCGAUAAUCUGCCACCGUCACAAGCACCGAUUCAGCCCCUGCGACCCAUGAAAUCUCAACCACAGCACCAACAAACCAAGCAAGGUCUCCAACUGGACCCUCGUGCGCAAUGGGAAAUUGAUGCAGAGACUGCCCGCCUAAAAGCCGAGGUAGAAGCAGAAGCACAUGAGCAGAAACGGAGAGAGGAGGCCAACCGCAAGACCCGACGAAAGCAAGAGCAAGAAGAAGAGCGCAAAACCAGGCAAUUCCUCGAGCAAGAGCGCAGGCAAAAAGAGCAAGAAGAAAAGGAGCGACGGCGAAAACAAGCCGAAAUCGACAAGGAGACGGAACGGCUGCGCAAACAGUUUGGCGAUCAGAGUAACUUGCUCCGCCCCUCGCCGCAACCCCAACAUCAACGUCGUUCUGAACCACUCAUACCGAGCCGCUGGCAAGAGCCACAGCGGCAGCCGACUUUGCGCCCUGCACCUUUACCCGCACAUCCACCGCGACAUCAGAAUACCCGCCCUGCGCCUGUACCCGCACAGCCGCCAAGGGUGCAAUUCCAGCUUCCGUUCGCACAAGCUCCCUACCUGAAAUCAAACGGACAUCGUCCCGCUGCCAGCCAGAGUAGCUUCUUUAAUAAAGACUCACUGAAACCUGUAGCCAUGGCCAAGAAGAGUUUUUGGGGACUGCGCGCACAAAGCGAGACGAAUGCAGAGAAACUGAAGAAGAAAAAGAGUAGCAUGUUUUGA